AUGUCUUCACCCAGCGCUUCUCCACCUUCCUCACCCGCUUCUACAUCCUCUACUUUGACGGAAGAAAGGUCAACUCGCACGAUGGCGGACGUUAUUAAAAAUUACAAGACGGAAGAACUUAUCGAUUAUUUACGGAGGCAAGAUUUAGAUCUCAAAGAAUCCCAUUUCAAGAUUUUUCGACAGGAAGAAAUCUCUGGUCGUGCAUUCCUCAAUACAACCAAAGAAGAAUUUCGUAGCUAUGGUUUGAAGGGUGGAACUGUAACUGUUCUUGUGGAUUUUAUCGAAGAGAUAACCAACCAAAAACUAAGAAGUUAUUCGUCAUAUAAAACUCUGGACGACUUGAAAGAAAUGCUACGUAAGAAUAAAGUCAAUGGGGAAGAUAUAACUAAUAUCAAGCAGUUCACACCUGUGUUCGAGGAAAUAGACGAUAAUAACAAAGCAUUCAACCACUGUAUGGAUGAUAUAAUCCUAAAAUUAUCAAAC
Messenger RNA from Paraglomus occultum, 483 nucleotides. The record is from the annotation of a GenBank genome assembly. NCBI's taxonomy places the organism in Eukaryota, Fungi, Glomeromycota, Glomeromycetes, Paraglomerales, Paraglomeraceae.